AGUAAAAGUCUAUUCAUUUAGAUAGGAAGAUGGGGAUUAUCAAUGCUGAGCUGCGUUACUGGGAAUAUGUCAGUGCACAAUAGAGAUUAAACGACAAAUAUGAGAUGGCAUUCAAUGGAAAAGCGGUCGACUCCAAGACCGUGUUUUUCAACCUGCUGCUGUGCCUGAUCAUCUUCUACAGUCUUUUCUAUAUGAUUGGGAGCGUGUGCUUUGGUGCCUUCAGGUUGAAUACAUUUGAUGGACUCAUCCCAUUUGAUUUCAAGAGUGAUCCAGCCGAGUCAAAUGCUAAAUAUUUAGUCAACCUUGUGUCUUUGGAGCUCACAUACUUUUGCAGUGGCCUUUUAUUUGCGGCAGUCGUGAGGAGGCGCGUGUGGGACUAUGCCCUCACAGUCACUCUCCUGCACGUUCUCAUCACUAGCCUCGUAAUGAUGGAGUUUCCCAUGGUGUGGCAGUGGUGGCUUGCUUUAGGUUGUGGGUUGUUUUUGAUGAUCUGCAAUGGACAGCUUAUAGCCUACUUCACCUGCCAAAAUGACCAGACCUAUUCUUCGUUUAGCAUUUAUUAAUAAUUUGAGGAUCAUUUUCAUUUUGUGUUUUUGUUUACAAAAAUCCAAAGCUAAUUUAUUCAGUGUUAUUAUGAAAGACUAGUAGAUGCCAAUCAAGAAAUGUCAGUCUUUAAUUUGUAAGGUUUUUUUUUGGCUUUUUCUGUUGCCAUACACUGAAAUAUUUUUAUCAUGUGUAAUUUUAAUAAGUGUUGAAUAUGAGUGUGUUGAAGAAAAACAAUUUAAGUAAAAAUGUAAACUUUAUUUAUUGUGUCACAUGUUUCAUUAAAUAAGAAAAACAUUG
This is a messenger RNA of Periophthalmus magnuspinnatus, 843 nucleotides long. Its product is annotated as transmembrane protein 244-like. The coding region runs from base 105 to 563 and encodes 152 amino acids. The transcript is spliced from 6 exons. The record is from RefSeq and is a predicted model, not a curated record. NCBI's taxonomy places the organism in Eukaryota, Metazoa, Chordata, Actinopteri, Gobiiformes, Gobiidae.